AUGAAACCAAGACCUUGUGACUCUCAGACCGCCCGACGCAACCAGCCCGACCCGACCGCAGAACCAUGCCUCCUUCUCCUGCUCCCCCGUGAGCUGCGAGACCUCAUCUGGGAAUACAGUCUCCUGUGCGCCCAUGCUCCGCCUGCGCUCUCGUCGCCCGCAAACACCGCCUCUUCGUAUCAGCAGUACGACUCGUGGGGUGAAGAAGCCAACCACUACCCGCGCCGCACCCUCGUGAACAGCACCGCUCUGCUCUGCUGCAGCCGCCAGGUCAACGCCGAGGUCUCCGACGCCAUUGCCCGCCUGCGUGCCCACCGCCGCCUGGCGUGUUCGCUGCGCAUCCUGCUGCGGAACGAGAAGCACCUCUUCAUCGACUGGACCUGCGUGCCCGCCGUAGCAACCCACUAUGACGCCGUCCACAUCGACUUCAAAAUCGUCGGCAAGCCCCAGCCCGCCGACGGUGCCAGCAGCCGCGACCUGCCCAUGAGGACACUGCAUCCAUCCGCCUUGCCGGGCCAUACCCUCUCGCGGACCAGGGCCUCCUCAUCCGCCGCCCCCUGGACAUCGCUCCUGUACGAGCGCAAGGACCGCGACUUCUCCUUCCACCGCCACCUGUUCAAGCUGCUCGCCCGCCUGCGCAACUACGGGCCCUCCUUCCUCGGCGACCCCGUCAUCUUCUCCGCCAUCAGCAGUAGCAACAACAACAACAACAACACCACCACCACCACUCCCGCUCUCACGUCCUCACCAAACACCCAACCGCCACCACCACAACCACCACAGCACCACCACCAAAAGCAACCCCCACCACCGCCACCACCGCCCCCCCGCCGCCGCCGCGCCCCCACCACCCCCACCACCUUCGCCCUCCUCACCAUCAACGUCCUCACCCCGCCCACCUCCCACACCGACCCCACCGCCUUCCGCCCCCCGCUCUACCCCUGGACCACCGGCCGCACCACCCCCCACCACCACGACAACGGCACCACCUGGAACCUCAUCGUCAGCCGCCACCAACGCACCCUUUCCGGCAGUAGCGGUGCUGGUGCUGGUGCCGGCUCCGUCGGCCUCGUCCCGCCCGCCGUGGUGACGGCGUGCUGUCGCGAGUUUUUUGCGUGGGCGCUGCACGCGCGGAGUACGGGCAGGGCGGUGGCGGGCGCGGGCGCGGGCGCGGGCGCGGGCGCGGGGAGUGGUAGGAAAGAGAAUGCGUUUUUGGAGGAGGGGUUUGGGGAUGUGAGGGUCUUGCUGGAUGGGAGGGAGGACUUUUUGGUGGAGUUGGGGCUGGAACGGCCGGGUGGGGGCGGGUUGGUGGGGAGGAGGGGUGAUGGCGAUGGUGAGUUCGCGGGCGAGGGUGAGCAAGUCGCUGUUCAUAGCCUCAGGAGGAAGUGGUGGGAACCGGUGUUCAAGAAUAAGGCGGAGGCGUUUGCGUGUGGUGACGGUGCGGAGGAGGGAGGCGGGUUGCAUAGGUAUUGUAGCGCGACGAGGGAGUUGAGGAGGUCGGCGUGA
Messenger RNA from Diplodia corticola, 1506 nucleotides. RefSeq lists its product as uncharacterized. NCBI's taxonomy places the organism in Eukaryota, Fungi, Ascomycota, Dothideomycetes, Botryosphaeriales, Botryosphaeriaceae. The transcript has a single exon. Bases 1 to 1506 code for a protein of 501 amino acids. The record is from RefSeq and is a predicted model, not a curated record.